Molecule: messenger RNA, 1265 nt
Organism: Eucalyptus grandis
Lineage: Eukaryota; Viridiplantae; Streptophyta; Magnoliopsida; Myrtales; Myrtaceae
Product: protein GID8 homolog
Exons: 6
Coding region: 173-892 (239 amino acids)
Biological process (GO): proteasome-mediated ubiquitin-dependent protein catabolic process
Cellular component (GO): nucleus; cytoplasm
Molecular function (GO): protein binding
Source: RefSeq, a predicted model, not a curated record
UUCUCUGUGCAGAUCAGCUUCUUGUUCUCCACCUGCGGAAGCAAAGAAUCUUGACGAAGUCUGGAGGAGACGAUCGGGGUGGGGGAUUUGGGGAUUUGGGUUUUGGAUGGCGAGAUCCCGCGUGGCGUCGAGCGUCGCGCACCGGCCUUGAAGAAGAAGAAGAAGAAAGAGAAUGGCACAAGUAACGUUCUUGGUGAAGUUGAUUAUGAGGGGGUCGUCGAAGAAGGUGAUUACUAAGGAGGAUUGGGAGAAGAGGCUCAACGAUGUGAAGAUCAGGAAGGAAGAUAUGAACAAGCUGGUGAUGAACUUCCUCGUCACCGAGGGCUUUGUGGACGCCGCCGAGAAGUUCCGGAAGGAGUCGGGCACUGAACCAGAUAUAGAUCUUUCCACGAUCACCGACCGCAUGGCUGUCAAGAAAGCAGUGCAGUGUGGGAAUGUGGAGGAUGCAAUUGAGAAAGUCAACGACUUGAAUCCUGAAAUACUAGAUACAAAUCCCCAACUCUUUUUCCACCUUCAACAGCAGAGAUUGAUAGAACUGAUUCGGAAUGGAAAAGUAGAAGAGGCUCUUGAGUUUGCUCAGGAGGAGCUUGCACCAAGAGGGGAAGAAAAUCAAAGCUUCUUAGAAGAGCUGGAGAGGACUGUAGCACUGCUGGCUUUUGAAGAUGUCUCCAAUUGUCCUGUGGGGGACCUUCUAGAUAUGUCACAGCGCCUGAAGACAGCUAGUGAAGUGAACGCAGCUAUACUUACUAGCCAGAGUCAUGAAAAAGAUCCAAAACUUCCAAGCUUAUUGAAGAUGUUGGUGUGGGCCCAGAACCAACUUGACGAGAAAGCUAUAUACCCCAGAAUAAAAGAUUUGUCCACGGCGAAGCUUGAAGAUCCCAGUGCAUCGUGAAGAUAUCCCCUUGUGUGCAGGAUUCAGGUCCCGGGUAAAGCGAAUAGGCAGAGCCACGAGGAUAGGAGAAUUUCUCAUCAUCAUUCUGUGCUCCCAUUUAGAGUAGGGAUUUGUUGUUUCUUGGACUGUACAUUUCUACCUUCAAUACAUCCCUGUUCCCCCACGUUCUGGAUGGAUGCUCUCAUUGGUCUUGAUCUUGAGCAGUUGUACAGAUGAUGAUGAAAAUCUCAUCCAUUCGCCUGAUCACAAAUUCAUUUGGCAUGUCAUGUGAAAAGGAGUAGAAGACUCCUCAGCUUUCCUUUCUGUACUGUUAAUAUGGUAAAACAUUGUGACUUUGUUCUCAUUUUCAUUAUGUGCUUUGGUGUAUUUGGUA